Molecule: messenger RNA, 1997 nt
Organism: Carassius auratus (goldfish)
Lineage: Eukaryota; Metazoa; Chordata; Actinopteri; Cypriniformes; Cyprinidae
Product: perforin-1
Exons: 3
Coding region: 133-1848 (571 amino acids)
Biological process (GO): defense response to virus; immunological synapse formation; T cell mediated cytotoxicity
Cellular component (GO): membrane; membrane attack complex
Molecular function (GO): wide pore channel activity
Source: RefSeq, a predicted model, not a curated record
CUCAUUAUUACAAUGCAUAUCAUUUGUAGCUACAAAUCUUUGACACCCACAGCUACACAACCAUCAUAUAAAAUGAGCAGUUAGAGAAAAAUACAUUUCAUUUUGAUCUGUUCACAAGUGAAUUCGGUGAUCAUGGGGCAGAUGCAGAUUUACCUUGUUGUUUUCUGGGCGUUGCUUCUCAUGACCGUUGCUGGAGAGGGUGACAUAGGCUCAUCCAAAGAGUGCAAAAAUGCUCCCUUUGUUCCAGGACACAAUCUUGCUGGAGAAGGAUUUGAUAUUGUGACCAUGGAGCGAAAAGGUUCUUACGUGAUCGACACAGAAACAUGGGAUUUAGGAAACGGCACUUGUAAAUUGCACAAAAACACGUUCAUGAAUGGAGUAAAACAGAAGCUACCAGCAGCAGUUGUAGACUGGAGGGCCUUGCCAAAGUGUUCAAUGAAAGUCUCAAGUCAGAUCUAUGAAUCAAGUGAAGCACUGGUCAAAGAAUCAUCAUCGGCAGUCUCGGCUGGCUGGAGCAUUGGUUUAGAUGUGUAUGCAGGGGGAUAUGUGGUUGGAAGCACUCAUUCCAGUGAAUCAAAAUUUGCAAUGAAAAAAUCGAAAGAAGACAAAUAUAGUUUCACCAAACAUGAAGUUGAAUGCAGUUUUUACAGAUAUCGUGUAGCUGCAAAGCCUCCUCUUCAAGCAGAGUUUCUUGAAGCAGUCAAAUCACUCCCUGCAUCCUACGAUCCAGUCGCAUACCGCAACCUGAUCUCAACCUAUGGCACUCACUAUACCACAAGUGUCAAGUUAGGAGGGGAAAUGAAAGCCAUAACAGCCAUCAAAAGCUGUCAGGCAGCAAUGAUGGGACUUACAGACACUGCAGUGAAGGACUGUUUGGAUGUAGAAGCCUCUGGUAUAUACAAGGGAGCAACUAUGAGGUCAAAGACAAAUUUAUGUGAAAAACUAAAAAGAAAGAUGCACACAAGUGUAAAGUUCAGCUCCAUGUUCAGUGAACGUCAAAUGGAAAUUAUUGGAGGAGAAAGAAAUGGAGAAGAUCUACUUUUUUCUGGUUCAUCACACCCAGAUUCCCUUAAAAAAUGGGUCAAGUCUUUGAAGAGUCUCCCUGAUGUUCUGCAUUACUCUCUGAAACCCCUUCAUUUCUUACUGAGUGCUAAACACCCUGCCAGGAAAGGACUGAAGAAAGCCGUUGAAAAAUACAUCACUGAAAAUGCCCUUAAGAAGGUUUGCUCUAAGACUUGCCAGUCGUUCAGCGCAAGAGACCGAUGUGCUUGUGUUUGUGAAAGUAGUCAAAUGAUAACGUCUAACUGCUGUCCAGCUGCAAAAGGACUAGCCACCCUGAAAGUCUACAGUCUCAGAGCCAGAGGUCUGUAUGGAGAUAAAUUUACACAAACAGAUGGCACUGUAACUGUUACAUAUGAUGGCAAAUAUAUGCGCACUCAGACCAUUAAUAAUAAUGACAAUCCAAGCUGGCCAGAAACAUUUUAUUUUGGUCCUAUUAAGAUCAGAAUGGACAAAAAAAUAACUUUUGCGGUGUAUGAUGCAGACAGCUACUGGAACAGCGAUUUCCUUGGUUCAUGCUCUUUUUAUCUUAGAAGUGGAGUUGUGCGUGAUGCUUGUGCUUUUACAUAUGGCACCUUCUAUUUUAACUACAAAGUUGAAUGUGCUCCCAGUCUACAGGGCCCUAAAUGUGAUGAAUACAGACCUUCUCCAAUGGCUGCCCCUCUGGCUGAUAUUUUCAGCUCAAGAAACGGUGUUCUGGUUAAAGACUUGCCAAUGCUUGAAUUAGCUCUCAAUAACUCAGAUAUGUUCGAUUUCAAGAGUACUUUUGAAAAGCCAGUGAUACUGUGACCUGCAAUUUGAAUCCUUCCUUUAUGCAUGAUGCUUAUGAGCCUAACUGCAUUUUAAUCUGCUAGAAAAAAGUAUAUCUAUAACUUUUGCUUACUUAUGUUCCCAUUUCCUUUCUGCAUUCUUGCAUUAAUAAAGCAUUCAUAAAGAGA